AUGCUCGAUCUCGGUGCAUAUGACAGCAGUAGUGAGGAAGAAGAUACACAAACACCCCUCCAAUCGAAGCAGUCUACGAAUGAGCCACCCAUCGCCUCGGCGCAGAUCGACCAAGCAGACAAAGCCCAACUAUCUGAAUUAAAUGCGCAAGAGCAGAAACAGCAACCUCUCCCCGAAAGCAAACCUCCAAGCGGCCCCAUUCUCGCCCUCCGGUGGCCGCUCUUCACCAUAUUCAACAUCCCGAGCUCUGAUCCAAGACCUCACUCUUCCUCCCGUGCCCAAUAUGGAUAUCCCACCUUCUCCCCCGGGUCUCCGAAUCCCGCAGCCAAUGCCAAAUUCGAGCACUUUCUCUCCCUCAAGAAACAAGGCGUCCACUUCAAUUCGAAGUUAGCCAGCUCUUCUUCUCUCAAGAACCCCAGCCUGCUAAAGAAAAUGAUGGAGCAUGCUGGUAUCAAUGAACAAUCGCAAUAUAACACAGCACUUUCAACGGAACUGUGGGAUGCUUCCAGUCUACCCCAGUGGGGCUUUAAGGAAGAACUUCUCAGAGCGCAGCAAGAUGCUCGUCAGAAAUUAGAUGAGAAGAAUGCUUCUGGUCAAAGGUCUGCUGUUGAAUUUGUAUCUGGCUCGGGCGCGAAAUGA
This is a messenger RNA of Penicillium cosmopolitanum, 639 nucleotides long. Its product is annotated as HCNGP domain-containing protein. Lineage: Eukaryota; Fungi; Ascomycota; Eurotiomycetes; Eurotiales; Aspergillaceae. Gene Ontology annotation, biological process: regulation of DNA-templated transcription. Gene Ontology annotation, cellular component: nucleus. Bases 1 to 639 code for a protein of 212 amino acids. The record is from RefSeq and is a predicted model, not a curated record. The transcript has 4 exons.